Lathyrus oleraceus (garden pea) is the source of this 813-nucleotide messenger RNA. RefSeq lists its product as uncharacterized. Bases 191 to 577 code for a protein of 128 amino acids. The transcript has 3 exons. The record is from RefSeq and is a predicted model, not a curated record. Lineage: Eukaryota; Viridiplantae; Streptophyta; Magnoliopsida; Fabales; Fabaceae.
UACAAAUUAAAAUAUUGAAUUGAUUGAUGAUGUUUAUCCUCUCCAACGGACACCAUUAUUGAACUCAACUCCAGUUGUUGUAUUUUACCGUUGCAAUUCCAUUUCCUCAAUCACUCAAUCACUCACCUUAUAAAUACACAAAAACCCUAAUAAAGUCGAAGAAUUCAGAAUCACAAUUCACAUCACUGUAAUGGAAAAUAUGGUGAAAAACCUUCAACAAGUUCCAAUUCAAACUCCAAUAAUCGAGCCUCAAUCCACCAAAACACCAACUCCUCCACCACCUCCAGUUCAUCAUCAUCAUAAAGCCUCCAAUGAAUUGCGCAAACCUGUCACUCCAGAUCAUCUUAAACUCCCCAAAGCAUUCAAAUAUCCAGAAAGGUAUACAAGUCCAACUGAUAUGAUGAUGUCCCCGGUAACCAAAGGCCUCCUUGCCAGAAAUAAAAAGGGUGCUGCAAAGUUACCACCUGGAAUUGGAGCUAAAUAUCAGCCAAAGGUUCCAGAGAUGUGCUUGCAGGAUGUGAGUACUUUUCAAAACAAGCUUCCAAUGAUGAUUGAUGAGAAAAUCAACUCAACUUGAGGAAUUCAAUGGAGUUUUGUUAUACAUGAUGAAUUAUGUGGUAGUGGUUUCAGUGGAACUUAAAGAUGAAGAGUUUUGUUAGAGAGAGCUGUUGUAUCUUCUGAUUUUUGUUCCUAAAUAGGUUUUCUACCUAUAUAUACAUUGAUGUUAAAGAGUUUUGUACUUUCAAUUCUAUAGAACCUUAAAGAAACUUGUGUAAAAGAAUUCCAAUCAGAUGAUUUUGUUUUACCCUUCUA